UUCAAACCCUAGAAACGAAAUUGAAGCAAAUAAGUUCACGGAACCUUGAAACCACCUUCCUAGAAAGAGAUUCACCAUAAAGAGAUUAAAAAAGCGCGGAAGAAACUAGUUGAAAAAAAGAAAAACACACACAUUUUCACCCAACAAUGGUUUCGAGAAACCAUCCAUACGGAGAGGAAGAAUUGGGCAGAGCGGCGAUGGUUCACGUGCAACCGCGGCGGAAGGGUAUUGGGACUCGGGUGUGGCUGGUGGUGUCGGAAUCGGGUGAUUUGCGGCUGGAGGAGGUCGGAAAGCACUCGAUCAUGCGGAGGACGGGGCUGCCCGGGCGUGAUCUUAGGGUUCUGGAUCCGAUGCUGUCGUACCCUUCGACGAUUCUUGGGAGAGAGAGGGCGAUUGUCAUCAAUUUGGAGCACAUCAAGGCAAUCAUCACAGCCAAGGAGGUCUUGAUGGUUAAUACUACCAACCCUUUGGUUGUCCAAUUCGUGGAGGAUCUUCAGCACCGGGUUUCCGGUUCCAAUGCCGUGCCCAAUCAGGCAAAUGAUAGCAUUGGCGCAGACGCAGAGGAUAACAUUGCAAAGAACAACCCUAUUAGCAUGAAAGAGGCUCCAGUAGCUGCUGGUACAAAAUUAUUACCAUUUGAGUUUAGAGCACUUGAAGGUUGUCUUGAGUCUGCUUGCAGAUGCCUUGAGUCUGAGACCGAAACACUGGAGCAGGAAGCAUAUCCAGCUUUGGAUGAACUGACUUCUAAAGUUAGCACACUUAAUCUUGAGCGUGUCAGACAGAUAAAGAGUCGUCUAGUCGCAAUAUCUGGUCGUGUACAGAAGGUACAGGACUCAGGAUUUGAAGAUUCCAUUGCUCCUUGGAUGGCUUACAGUUUCUAAGUUUCUAUUUUAUGCAAGUGUUAGCAUAAGAUGUCUCUUUGUAGCCUUAUUUGUUUAAACUUGUAUUCGUUGAUUCGUAUAUGUAAAGUGUACGUAAGUGCACUCUUUUCAAUGUAUUUAACAUGUAUGAGAUGAGGCCGGAGGCCAAUGACAUGUAUCUCGUUUUCUAUGCAUUUUUGUUUUCAAAGUUUAUUAUGAAAAUAUUGGAAAAUGUUAA
Messenger RNA from Cornus florida, 1098 nucleotides. RefSeq names its product magnesium transporter MRS2-F-like. Lineage: Eukaryota; Viridiplantae; Streptophyta; Magnoliopsida; Cornales; Cornaceae. The record is from RefSeq and is a predicted model, not a curated record. Gene Ontology annotation, molecular function: magnesium ion transmembrane transporter activity. The transcript has 4 exons. The coding region runs from base 147 to 881 and encodes 244 amino acids. Gene Ontology annotation, biological process: magnesium ion transport.